CGUGACGUAGUCAGAGCCCUUCCCCCCCCUCCCGCUGUGGAAUAUCAAGAAAACUUGCGCAUGGUAUGCGCUAUGGUAAAUUAAAAACAGUAAUGAACUAGUAAACUAAAUACCAUGGUAUUCGUCCAUGUUGAAACUACUGAUCCCUAAGAAUGGACAAUGAAGAACGCUCGAAAGUGCAUAAAAGUCGUUGAAGAAUCUGGGAAACCGUGAGAAGCAGUGAUCUCGUCCAGUCCCCGCCCACGUUCUGCCCCCACCCUGUUUUCCCCGCAAAACAUCAUCGCCAUUUCCGACACAAGUGGACGCAACGGAUGAUUCAAAAAGGUGACGAGGAGUUGCGAAGACAGUUUCUCGGAAACAAGUAGUCAUCGAGAAAAGCGUUUAAAUCUACUUGGCCUGGGACUCUGUCAGUAGGAGUUAUCUUUGACAGAUUAAGUUUAAUAUCGUAAAUUACAAUCAAGAACAGAAAAUGGCGUUGUCUGGGUGUUACGCUCUUGUCAAGUAUCUUCUCGUGUUUGUCAAUCUGAUUUUCUGGUUGGCUGGUGUUGUAGUCUUGGGUGUGUCAAUUUGGAUGCUUACUGAUUCAACAUUUUACUUAAGUGUAACUCAGCAGUCCUCUCACUACACUACAGGCCUUGUCCUUUUAUUGGCAGCUGGAUUUUUGAUGUUCAUUGUGGGCUUCUUUGGCUGCUGUGGAGCGUUUAAAGAAUCCACUUGUCUGCUGGUUACAUUCUUCUGGUUCUUGUUGAUUAUCUUGGUGGCUGAAGUGGCAGCUGCUGCUUGGGCUUAUUCCAAUAAGGAGGUGCUUGUGGAAAGAUUGAAAGAGAAUGUGAAGUACACAGUUAAAGAAGAGUAUUUUGUGGUGCCUUCUCGUACUGUUACUAUUGAUACAAUUCAACGAGAGUUACACUGCUGUGGAGCAGAAGGUCCAUCUGACUGGAAGCAUUCAAAAUAUGAUGUGCAGUCUACAAAGUCAGAAUUGAGUCUUGCUGUUAGUGCUCUUGGUAUCAAUUUUAAUAUCCCAAGUUCUUGUUGCCGCCAUGAAGGCUCAGAUGCGUGUAGAGUGUCUCAAGGUGGAGGUUACACAAGCAUAGUCAAUCCCGAAAUCUACAGUGAGGGAUGCAUUGACAAAUUGAUCGACAUCCUCCGGACCUAUGCCACAGUGGUGACUGCAGUUGGCAUUACUAUCUGUGUAUUGGAGAUUAUAGGCCUUGUGUUUUCUCUCCUUUUGUGUUGUGCCAUUCGCAACACAGAUCACUACAAAGCUUAAAGCAGCGUUCUGUUUUUCUAAUUACCUCUUUCUUUUUAACUCGCUACUAGUGAAUAACUGCCAUGCACCUGGAUCUUUUCUCUUUUCUGGAGUGUGCUGGAGAUGAGCAACUUUGUAGGUGGUCUGUAUUCUACCUGUGCAUAGCUGUUAAUCUCUUACAGUUCUGAGAGUUUUGUAUAGUAAUGUGUUUAGAAUUUCGUGUUUUCCCAAUCAGAGCAGAGGUUAGUGUGAAGCCAAAGAUUGUCCAGCCAAGAGCAACCAGAGCAUCUUCUUUCUUUUAUAUUAUGUAUUUAACUAAUUGGUACCUAGAAAUGUGGUACCUGUUGAGAUCAAAGCAGAGAUUUCUUCUCAGUUGUUAGAAAUUAUUGGUGGAAUCUCUCUAAAAAUAAUGCUUAAACAGAGCAACUUGAUGGCCAGUAAGUUUGCAUGUAAACCCACGUGGAUGUUUGUUCAUGUUAUGUGCGGACCUAGUCUAAAUUCAAGGCUAAGAAAGUUCUUCUUGAAUGCAUCAUAUGUUCUCUCUGAAUCUCAUGAUUUGUCCUUGAGGCUUCCUGCACAAGUGUUCAAGACUGUAUCUUUUACUAUAGGCAGCUUCUACCUGAGAAGAAACAGCUUUGCUUCCAUGUUUUGUAUAUCCAUUUACAUUAAUUUUUAUAUUUUUACACGUAACUUUUGAGGUUGUUAAAUCUAUAUAAUUACAACUAAUAUGUAAUAUUAGCAAUAUAAAUUGCUGAAAAUUUACUAUAAUAUAGUAUACUUUAAUGCAUAUAUGUAUAGUUUUACUACCAAAAUAUUUUUAUUCUUGUUUAGCAAGACCUGUAGUCUGAAAGAUGGCAGGAUACACAGACUACUCUAAUGAGUCGUUGUGUGUUGGAGUUGCUCUGUUGCUCUCUUGAGGGUCUAGAUCCACUAGGAGACGCCUCAUCCUGUGGCAAAGGAACUAGACACAUUUGAACCCUGGUCACCUAGAGUAGUAUAGGUUUUGCUUCCUACACCAUUUACGAGAGGUGUUUUGUUUUUAUUAUUAUCAAAAACUGCUUAAUUGUUUAAAUUUUUGGAUCUUGAUUAGUUAAUUGCCCUAGUGAACAUUUUUCUGUUAUUAAUAAAAUUACUUUUUAUAAUUAAAACCCUUUUUAUUUGUUUAUUUCACCAAUGCAGUGACAAUCUUGAAAUAACUUUCUCAGGUCUUCAACUGAAAUUUAUGAAUUUGAAUAUUGAAUUUUGAGAACUUAUAUUUUGUAUUGUAAAAUGUAUAUUACAUGUGCCCAGGGUCUGUAGUGUCUUGUCCAGAAAAUUUGCCACUUUUCAGUUACCAUGACCAAAGCACUCUGGCCUGUCCUUAGAGUAAUUGUUAAGUGUCAGUACUUGAUGUUAUGCCUACCCAUUUCAGCCCUAGUAUACUCGACCGAACUCAGCAAGUGCCAAACGCAAAGGCAAACUGCCUUAUUUAAUUUAUUCGAACUAAUUACAAACAUUCAUGUGUGUGCCAUUUGUAAUUUUCUCAAGUAUGUAGUGAAUUAAAUUCACAGGCAUUUUGCUUCAGUAUGUUUCUGUGCAUGCACAAACCUUCCUAUUUUUUGUGUUAUCCUAAGGCACAUUUCUUGCUACCUGCACAAUGUGAGCUGAAAAUACAAUGAUUUUUAUUUUUAUUUGGACCAUAUACCUUGGACCAAAAUAUGCUGAUUGUACAGCUAUGAAAGUGCCCUAAAUGCCUUAGAUGGAGUAGUGUGUAGAUCAUGUUUUAUCUAUUUCUUGUUUUGGGAGAUUUAUAAAAAAGUUUUUGUACAGAUGACAAUUUGGGAUUAAGUACAUAAUAAGAGUAUAAAGUAUGACUAUGAGAUUCAUUUGAGGCAUGCAUUUUAGUAUUGGUUACCAAAUAUAUAUGUACAUUUUUUUAUUAGCGACUUUAAUUUGUUUUACUGAAUGUCGAAAUUCUUUAUUUUGUAACUUUGCAUGUCACCUUAAAAGCAAAUGCCUUGUUAGUCAAAACAAAAGGCAGUUUUGUUUGUUUGUUUUCUUGGGAUUUUCAUUUCCUUGGCAAGACUGCGGUAGUACAUGUUCACACACUUGUUAUUACUAGAUAUUACUAGAUCAAUGAACCAUUGACUUCUUUCUGUCUAGUUUUAUAUAUGAGGUACUUGGAUUUAGAUAAUAGUAAGCCGCGUGAAGUAGCUUUUAUAGGAAGGGAUAAUGAAAUUUCAAAGAGUUCUGGAAAUCCCUGUGUUUAUUAUAUUAAUGCCUAUGUCACACGAGUUUUGCAUUGAUGCUUGUUCAGUAUCAUACAUUGUAGAUUAACACUGUAUCUUAUGUAGACUGGUAAGCACUGGUGUGCUGUUUUCACAUAAGGUAUAACAUUAAUCUACUUUUAUUACUUAACAACCGUAUGACACAGGCCGAAAACAUACUACAUACAUUACUCUAUUGUAUUAAAACUUCAUCAGUGGCUUACCAACCUCUAAUAGAAACUAAGAAGGUACUUAUUUCAAAUUUACUUGUUGUGUGGCUUACUUUUGUCCAAUCCCAAGUACCAAUAUAUACAAUAUGGGUGGGUGAGAUCUGGCUGCAGGCUAUUGAAAGAGAGCAAGUCCCUUCAGGUUGACUAAUUACAUUCUUUUUGGUGUUCAAAUGUUACCAAAUUGUUUACCGCAUAACCUGUCUGUUUUGUAAACAUGUUUUACCAAAAACAGUUGUAUAACCAAUAGACAGAAUAAAAAAAAAGAUAUUCAGUUUUUUAAUUGAAUUACUGUGCGUGUGUUCAAUGUGUAAAUAUUGACAAUAAUUGUAACUCAUUCAUGUGAUAAAAUUUAAUUUGGUGAGAAAGCAAUAAAACAUUUUUGUCAGUUCAAUUUCCUGUCAUGACGGGUGUACUUUGAAAAUCUGACUUCUCAAAAUCAGGCAAGAUACUCAUUAAAGUUUUUAAUUGCCUAUUCUGUGAUAUUUCUGAGAUUGUCUAUUCUAUUACUGUGGCAGCUAAAAUACUCUUGUCAACAUAAUUUGUAGCUAAAAUAAUGACAUUAAAAAUAAUGUAAUAAAUAUUUCUGUUUUUAAAAUUAAAAAUUUGUACUAUCAAAUCUUGGUGGAUUUUACAUGAAUGUAAUAAGUUUUCUAACUUGAAGGGAUAUUUGUAUGCAAAAUAUUGGUGGUGCUGAGCACAAAAUGCAGGUCUAGUCUACGUUAAAAAGUCUUUGUUUAACUGAGCUUCGCAAAAUCUCAAAGUUAUUGUAUUUUGUGGAAUAUAAAUGAUAGUAACUGCAAGUAAUCUCAUUUUUUUACCAAGCUGGUCUGGGGAUGACCAUUGUUCAAUUAUUGUAACACAAUUUAGCAGAGUUGAAAUAUGUAUGUACCACAAAUUAUUUGGCUUGAGCAAAUAUAUAGAUUUUGUAAAGAAUUUUGAUUAUUUGAGUCGAAAUCCUUUCCUUAGUCAUUUCAAAACUUGACUUGUUCUUUUAAUCUCUCUCAGGUUUUCUUCCUGAACCAAUUAUAAUUCUGCUUUCUUUCCCUUUCACAUGAUACCCUUUAUCUGUCUUGGCGUUCAUGUUCUAUCUUUUAUCCUUGCAUUUCUUAAUUCCUGGCUUAUUCUGAAAUACUUAAAUCACAAUGAAUUUUGGAAAUGGUAAAUCUUUUGAAACUUACUGGUUUAGGAGCUGAGGCAGAUGAAGAUGUUCAUUUGUCAAGGCUGAAUCAAGAAUGUGAAAUGUGGAAUUAUUUUUAUCAAUGUGUUCUAAAAAAUAAAAUGCUCCAAAAUUGCCUAGAUAUUUACCAAUUAAACUGAACCUACCAGUGUUUCAG
Gryllus bimaculatus (two-spotted cricket) is the source of this 5059-nucleotide messenger RNA. The record is from the annotation of a GenBank genome assembly. NCBI's taxonomy places the organism in Eukaryota, Metazoa, Arthropoda, Insecta, Orthoptera, Gryllidae.